AUGAACGCCAUCAUCGAAAUCGAACAUUUCCAACAAAACGUCAAUGACGCUGUCAAGAGAUUUGAAAGCAAGAACAUGAAAUACACUUCCGAUGACAAGAUGUUAACUGAAAAGGAAUUCAACAUCACAAAGGCUCCUAUCCAUAGCCUUCUCAACAAGAUCUCUACUGGUCACUGGACUGCCACUGAAACAUUGAUCGCUUUUGUCAAGAGAGCCAUCAUUAAUCAGGAAAUCACUUCUAUCACAUAUGGCAUUGAACAGGCUAUCUACCGUGCACAAUACUUGGACAAGUAUCACAGAAAGAACGGUACGACAAUGGGUCCAUUGCACGGAUUGCCAAUUGCCAGAUCCCAGAUGGAAUCCUUCUACGAAAUGUACGGUGGAAUUACUUCUGAUUGGGGUAAUGUCACUGUUGAUAGCUUAAACCUUGCCGUUUCAUUAGAAGACCACACGUCGAGCAAGUCUAGCCUCAGAUCAGGAAGAACUAUGGUUCACACCAACUUUGCCAGCAGAGAACUCCGUCCUCAAUUCAAGAUCUAG
Scheffersomyces stipitis CBS 6054 is the source of this 540-nucleotide messenger RNA. RefSeq lists its product as uncharacterized. The transcript has a single exon. Lineage: Eukaryota; Fungi; Ascomycota; Pichiomycetes; Serinales; Debaryomycetaceae. The record is from RefSeq and is a predicted model, not a curated record. The coding region runs from base 1 to 540 and encodes 179 amino acids.